UCCGGCAACAGGUCGCUCUGCCUGUCCAUCUUCAAAGUGGCACUGAGGGCAGCAGCCGCAUGCGGAAGCCUCGCUCAACGGCCGUUGGAUUAUGCAUGAACAAGCAAGCCACGCGAUACACCGCGGAGUCAAACGCGACUGACUUCGAAACUAGCUGCAGCAGCCCCCUGAUGGGCAUCGCCCGAAGUAAAACAAUCAACGCUCAACAAAAAAAGGCGCCCUGCGGAAUCAAUCGUACGUGAAUAAUAGCGACGGCCGCCGGGGCCAAUUAUCAAGCAUAUUUCUAUGCGGGACUGGAUACAAGUGAAUAUAGAGCACGGUCUGAAUAUGAAUGGGUCUGAGGUCUGACUACGGCUGGGUUAGGGUGCGAGUGCAUAUGAAUGCCCGACUUAACAAUACCCUCAUCCCCACGCGUGGGCCCACCCAGACCCCAGAGCGCGCGCAUGGCCGGCCAGCUCGAGGCGAUGCCGGCCGGCCCGAAUUGGAGCUGCGAGUGGCCGGCGGCUGGCGGCCAUCCUCCACGCGGCGGGUGGAUCCGCCGCUGCGCCGUGUGCUCGCCGGGGCGGGUUACAGUGAACCCGUGUGGUAAGGACGCACGGUAAGUACGCAAGGGCGCUGGGACGCCGUGUCGGCGCUCUGCGAGCGGGGUGCGGCCGGAGAGAGCGGCCAGGGAUGGGCCAAAGGGGGAGAAUGCAAGGGCAGCCUUGGAAAGUGGCGCAUCCUUACUGUGCGGGUUGACCGUACAGCAUGCUCCUGCAGCAGGGCAUCGGGGAAGGAAUCCAGCAUCGAAUUCUCUGGCCCUGGAGGCUCCCACCGAGCUGGGUCCGCGCGUCGAGGCCGGACGCGCAGCGGCCCGGGGGCCCUCCCCGAUAUUCUGGGGCCUCUCGGGCACGGCAGGGACUCCUGCCGCAGGGCCGUGCCUCGCAGGGCAACACGGCAGCACGGGCCCUCUGUACGAGAAUGGCACCUGUGCACCGUGCCAUGUCUGGACUCCCUUCGGGCCCCGCUCCGGCGCGGCACAAUGCAUCGUCCUUCGGCUCGCCGAGGGCAGAGCAGCGAUGCACCGUAGCAUCCCCUAGGCCGAGGGCCGACCACGCCUCGGGAGACGCCAGCACGGCACGGUGCGCACGGGUCGCCCGCGGACCCCGACUGGGGCUCGCCGAGCCUCGCUGGCCGGUCCUGGCUCCGAGCGGCUGUUCGGCAGGGCCAGGCUCCUGCACCGGGCCGCGCCGCCCGAAACCAAGCCAGAUGACUUGGGAGUCCCUCAAAAGGAGCGGCCUUGGAGGGGGAGGAGGAGGGGGAGGAGGAGGAGGAGGAGGAGGAGGAGGAGGAGGAGGAGGGCGCCCGGGAAAGGCAGGCCUCGGCCGCCCGGGCCCGGCCCUUCCAGCCUCCCUCGGAGCUCCCGCGGCCUCGCCCCGAGCGAGGAGCGCCGUGCUGGCUGGCAUCUGGGAGUGCGCUCGGCGCCCGCGCGCCCAGCAGGCUCGUCGGGACGCGCUGGCUCGAGGCCUGGUUGCGGCGCCUCGCGCCCCAAAACUGAAGGGGAACUGGGACACACAAAUGAAUAGACACAGAUAACCAGAUUUACCCC
Molecule: messenger RNA, 1588 nt
Organism: Prorocentrum cordatum
Lineage: Eukaryota; Dinophyceae; Prorocentrales; Prorocentraceae
Source: the annotation of a GenBank genome assembly